AUGGAAGUUUCAAAAAACCGGGCUUCAAAACGCUUGAAAUCGGUUUUAGAAAUAAAAGAUAAAAAUGAAGAUCAAAGUAGAGAAAGUUCAUAUUUAUUUUCACCAUUUCGAACAAUUGGCUAUGUGUCUAAUCAUGUUCCAUUUGAUGUUAUGAUUCGUGGAACAUCUUUUUUAGUAUCCACUUGUGUUGGACGGAAUAUUCAAACAUAUGAUUGUGCUAAACUUAAUCUUCUUUUUGUAACACCAAAAACAAAAGGAAAAAUAUCAUCUAUAUGUUCUUGGGAUGAUUUUAUUUUUGCAGCAGUAGGGCAUGAAAUAUUUGGAUAUCGCAAAGGAAAACUUGAACGAUCGAUGAAACAGAUUUAUAAUGGAAACAUAACGCUAAUGGAAGCGUUUGGUGGUUAUCUUAUUACAUAUACAGAUCAAAAUUAUCUUACAGUUUGGAAUAUCCAUCUCCAAGAAAUAUAUACGGAAAUUGAAAUUGAUCGUAAAUCGAGUGUUUUGUGUAUGGUUCAUCCCGCAACAUACUUAAACAAGCUUGUUUUAGGAAAAAUAGAUGGUACUCUUGAAAUAUGGAAUAUAAGGACUAUGAAGAUAGUUUAUACAUUUUCGUCAUUUAAAGCUGUUAUAACAUGCCUUGAACAAUCACCAGUCUUGGAUAUUAUUUCUAUUGGUUUAAUUGAUGGAAGAAUCUUAAUAUAUGAUAUCAAGAGAGAUAAAGAGUUAUUUCAAUUUAAACAAGAUGGAAAGGUUACAUCUACCAGUUUUAGAACAGAUGGAUCGACGAUUAUGUGUUCAUCUAAUGAUAAAGGCGAUAUAUUCAUUUGGGAUCUUUCAAAAAAAAGAAUUGUUCAUGUUUUUCACAAUGCGCAUUUUGGUUCAAUUGUUAAAAUAAAAUUUUUAAAUGGACAACCUCUUUUAUUAUCUAGUAGUAUUGAUAACUCUCUAAAGGAAUGGAUUUUCGAUUCAUCAGACAAUAUUCCAAGAUUACUUAGAUAUAGAAGUGGCCAUAGUGCACCUCCGUCAAUUAUUAGAUUUUAUGGAUAUGAUUCUCAUUUUAUAUUAUCAUCGUCACGAGAUCGCUCUUUAAGAGGAUUUAGUACAUUUAAUGACUCACAAACCACAGAAUUAUCUCAAAAACCAUUUGUUAAAAAAUCUAUAUCUUUAAAGUUUUCCAUAGAAGAAUUACGUCUUCCAGAGAUUUUAUCUAUAGCUGUACAACCUUCAAAAGAAAAAUAUUGGAAUAAUAUAAUAACUGCACAUAAAGGCGAAAAAGUAGCAAGGUUAUGGAGCUGGAAAAAAAAAGCAAUUGAAAGAUACGUUUUGCAAACUACUGAUAAAAGUUCUAUAAAGAGUGUUGGAAUAAGUAUUUGUGGAAAUUUUGGAUUUGUUGGUUCUUCUUUAGGAACAAUUGAUAUGUAUAAUAUGCAAUCUAAACUUCAUCGUCGUAAAUUUUAUGAUGAUUUAAAUGGACAUAAAAAAGAUAUUACAGGAAUAAUUUCAGACUCAUUAAAUAAAACAAUGGUUUCAUCUUCUUUAGAUGGAACUUUAAAAUUUUGGAAAAUUUCAACGGGAAAACUUAUGUAUACUCUUAACAUAGAAUCACCUAUAACAUUAAUGAUAUAUCAAAGUUCUUCUGACCUUUUAGCAAUAGUUUCUGACGAUCUUUGUAUACGAGUCAUUGACAUUGAGACAAAAAAAAUUGUCCGAGAACUAUGGGGUCAUACAAAUCGUAUUACAGAUUUAGUUUUUUCACAUGAUGCAAGAUGGCUUAUAUCAUCUUCUUUAGAUUCAACAAUUAGAACUUGGGAUCUUCCACUAGGAUAUCUUAUUGAUGCAUUUCGUACACCAAGCAUAUGUGUAAGUUUAGACUUUUCACCAUCGGGAGAUUUCCUUGCAACAUCGCAUAGAGAUAGUUUUGGUAUAACUUUAUGGACAAAUAAGUCCCAAUUUUCUCAAAUAUCCAUUCAUAAUAUUCAAGAAUCUGAGAUUAAAAUGAUAAAUAUGCCUUCAAUUUUAGGAGAAGAAGGUUCUGGAAUUGUUGAUAUUUCUUUGAAAAAUAUAUCUAAUGACAUUGGUGUUUUUUAUAAAACCAAUUAUAUAUCUUCUAAACAAAUUGAUACACAGAUAUUAACACUUAGUUCAAUUCCUCGUUCUAAAUUGAACAUUUUACGUAAUUUAGAAAUAAUACGGCUUAGAAAUAAACCAAAAGAACCUCCAAAAGCUCCUGAAAAGCCGCCAUUUUUUAUACCACUUUUAAAAGAUGCAUCAAAAGAUAUAAUGUCAUUAACUUCAAAUACGAACGAGCAUAUAAAAAUAGAUAAAAAUGCGUCUAAAAUUAUUAAAAUAAAAAAUUUAACUGUAGAAAGUAAAUUUACUGUACUUUUAAAAGAAGGUGCUGCUCAAAACGAUUAUGUAAAAUUUAUAGAUCAUUUAAAAGCAUUAAAUCCAUCAUCAAUAGACUUUGAAAUAAGAUCACUUUCAACUGAUUUUUCAUUCUCUGAGAUUAUUUGGUUUUUAGAUGCAUUAACUCAAAGAUUAAAAGAAAGAUUAGACUUUGAAUUUAUUCAAAUCUGUAUGGCUAGUUUUUUAAAUAUUCACGGAGAUAUUUUUAUUGAAAAUCCUGAUAAUAUUGUACUAAAACAAUCGCUUAUAAAUUGGGAAAAGGAACAUAAAAUUUCAAACAUUAGGCUAAAAGGAUUAGUCAAUUAUUGUUCUGGAGUUUUAUCUUUUAUCAGAAGCUGA
Messenger RNA from Pneumocystis jirovecii RU7, 2745 nucleotides. Its product is annotated as rRNA-processing protein UTP21. The transcript has 12 exons. Gene Ontology annotation, biological process: rRNA processing. Lineage: Eukaryota; Fungi; Ascomycota; Pneumocystomycetes; Pneumocystales; Pneumocystaceae. Gene Ontology annotation, molecular function: protein binding. Gene Ontology annotation, cellular component: Pwp2p-containing subcomplex of 90S preribosome; small-subunit processome. Bases 1 to 2745 code for a protein of 914 amino acids. The record is from RefSeq and is a predicted model, not a curated record.